AUGGCAGCUGGUGAGAAGGAGGUCGAGUCAGCCUUGGAACCAGGCGCAACCCCGGAUUCUGGAACGUCAGGAACUACCUCAGCCAUGGCCGCGACCUCGUCAGCGAUCGUUGCGGCGGCCAGGACCGGAACUGAAGGCACGGUCUCCAAGGGCGCCUUGGCUGCCAAGCUGCUGUCCCUCAACGGCGUGUUCGCCGUGCAGAAACCCAAAGGGCCCACUUCAGCCGAGCUCCUGAACCGGCUGAAGGAGAAGCUGCUGGCAGAAGCUGGAAUGCCUCCCCGAGAAAGGACUAAGAGGAAAAAGCAGACUUUGAAGAUUGGGCAUGGAGGGACUCUGGACAGCCCCGCCCAAGGAGUGCUAGUGGUUGGAAUUGGAAGGGGAACAAAAAUGCUGACCAAUAUGUUGUCUGAGUCUAAGAGGUAUAUUGCUGUUGGAGAACUGGGGAGGGCCACUGACACCCUGGAUUCUACAGGGAAAGUAACAGAAGAAAAACCUUACGAUAAAAUAACACGAGGAGAUAUGGAAAGCAUUCUACAGAAGUUUACUGGGAACAUAAUGCAAGUACCUCCCCUCUAUUCUGCGUUAAAGAAGGAUGGACAAAGACUUUCGACUUUGGUGAAGAGAGGAAAAAUAGUAGAAGCAAAAUCAGCCAGGCCAGUCACUGUGUACGGCAUCUCCCUUCAGAAAUUCCAACCACCAUUCUUCACAUUGGAUGUUGAAUGUGGAGGAGGCUUUUACAUCAGAAGCUUGGUCAAUGACAUUGGCAAAGAAUUGUCUUCCUGUGCCAACGUACUAGAGCUGACCCGAACCAAACAGGGGCCAUUUACCCUGGAAGAGCACGCCCUUCCUGAAGACAGGUGGACCAUUGAUGCCAUUGCGCAGUCUGUUGAGCAUUGCUCAUCUCUUCUCCCCACAGAGUUGGCCCUUAAAAAACCAAAACCCGAGGAGUCCAGUGAAAAGGUUUUGAGCUGUAAAUCUAUAACCUUCAGUGACACCAAAGGGAAAGAUGAUGCAAUUAAAACAUUUUGACCAGGACCCUCGA
Molecule: messenger RNA, 1042 nt
Organism: Ochotona curzoniae (black-lipped pika)
Lineage: Eukaryota; Metazoa; Chordata; Mammalia; Lagomorpha; Ochotonidae
Gene: TRUB1
Product: TruB pseudouridine synthase family member 1
Exons: 8
Coding region: 1-1029 (342 amino acids)
Biological process (GO): mRNA pseudouridine synthesis; tRNA modification
Cellular component (GO): mitochondrion
Molecular function (GO): pseudouridine synthase activity; RNA binding
Source: RefSeq, a predicted model, not a curated record